AUGUUGAUCAAUACAGAUGAACACAAAGAGAAUGAUGAAUUUAUCUAUACAAUGCAAAAAUUACCAGAAGAAAAUUUAAUUCCAACUAUCGGAUAUAACAUAACAGAAGAAUACCAUAAAAAUAAUAAUGAAGAUAUACAUAACUUUAAUUUAUAUAAAAUUCCAAAAAAACCACAUAAUAUUAAGCCAACAAUCUAUCCCAUGCUAGAAAGUUCAGAUCCAGAAAAAUAUAAAUCAUCCGAAAGUCAAAUAAAUAAAAAUUCAAGUGAUUUUAAAGAGAAAGAAAUUGAAAUUAAGACUUCUAGAAAUUAUUCUACUGUAAUUUUUUUUGGAUGUUUAACUAGUUGUGUACUGAUUGCACUUAUAUUGUAUGUUGUAUUCAAACCAAGAACUAAAAAACUAGCGACUUCAAAAAGAAGUCAUGCAGAUGAAACAAGCAAUACCACAAAAAUUAAAGAUGAUAAUUCUCCAAUAUCAAUAAAAGUAAAUGAAAAUGAAAUUUUAGAAUAA
Molecule: messenger RNA, 510 nt
Organism: Strongyloides ratti
Lineage: Eukaryota; Metazoa; Nematoda; Chromadorea; Rhabditida; Strongyloididae
Exons: 1
Coding region: 1-510 (169 amino acids)
Source: RefSeq, a predicted model, not a curated record